AUGAAUUGUCUGGUAUGCACCACGUACACCUCGAUCGUGGACCUGCUGAACGCCCUCCUCAGUCGUCACGAUGCGUCGACGGAUACCGACUUGAUUGUCUGCUCGACGAGAGCGGAAUUCUUACACGAGGUCCUCGCCCAGCUCGAUCACCAGCACGCAUCAGCAGCCGAGCCUGGGAACGACGAUGGGGAUCUUGAUCUGCCAGACUCCCGCCAUGCGCUCUUGUCACCAACUUUGUCCCUCUUGAGUGCGAGCCAGCAUUGUCGUCUUGUAUUCUGUCCGACCAUCACCACGCUUCGCGGAUACCUAUCUAGCUAUUCGGCGCGUGUUUCGCACAUUGGUGUCAGUAAUCGACAUUGUCAAAUCAUGAUCGUCAACCUCUUAAGACAGCAUUCCGGUACGGCCGAAUUCACCCUCCAGGGCCUGUCGCACACCUUUGCAAGUGCUGUCUCGGCAGCCCAUACAACGAGACGGCCACUCAGACUCGUCGAGCUACAGGACACUGGCGACCAUCCCGACCCGAAUCAAGGACCAGGACUCUGGUCAGCUCAAGUACCUCUUCUGAAUACAGCCAUCAAGAUCGGCGAAGGCGGAACGGCCUGGGGUCGUCGAACAAUCUCAGUUGAGAAAGUGGCUUCGCGUUGGUUUCGACGUGAAAGCGAGUAA
Messenger RNA from Exophiala spinifera, 666 nucleotides. RefSeq lists its product as uncharacterized. The record is from RefSeq and is a predicted model, not a curated record. The coding region runs from base 1 to 666 and encodes 221 amino acids. Lineage: Eukaryota; Fungi; Ascomycota; Eurotiomycetes; Chaetothyriales; Herpotrichiellaceae. The transcript has a single exon.